AUGCUUUUGGAGCACUGUUGGCGCAACCAACCCAUCCAGGUUCUCUGUCCAUUCCACUCCACCGGGCGGGAGGCGCCGCGGUACUGGGAGGGGGAGACGCGGAGAGCUAAGACCAACGCGCAGACGUUCCGAGAGAACCUGCGCGCCCUGCGCGGCUACUACAACCAGAGCGCGGCCGGUGAGCUUCACAUCCUCCAGACGAUGUCUGGCUGCGACAUGGGGCCCGACGGGCGCCUCCUCCGCGGGUACAGUCAGUCCGCCUACGACGGCGCCCAUUACCUGGCCCUGAACCGGGACCUGCGCUCCUGGACCGCGGCGGACACGGCCGCUCAGAUCUCCCGGCGCUGGAAGGCGGCUGCUCCCCGGAGCUGCGGAAGAACUACCUGA
Messenger RNA from Talpa occidentalis (Iberian mole), 387 nucleotides. RefSeq names its product patr class I histocompatibility antigen, A-5 alpha chain-like. NCBI's taxonomy places the organism in Eukaryota, Metazoa, Chordata, Mammalia, Eulipotyphla, Talpidae. Gene Ontology annotation, cellular component: external side of plasma membrane. Gene Ontology annotation, biological process: antigen processing and presentation of endogenous peptide antigen via MHC class Ib; immune response; antigen processing and presentation of endogenous peptide antigen via MHC class I via ER pathway, TAP-independent. Gene Ontology annotation, molecular function: signaling receptor binding; peptide antigen binding. The coding region runs from base 1 to 387 and encodes 128 amino acids. The transcript is spliced from 3 exons. The record is from RefSeq and is a predicted model, not a curated record.